UGUCCUUCAAAAAAAAAAGCAAAUAUUUUGGGUACACGAAUCAAAGAAGGAAGAGGAGUUUGUUCUUUGCAUUGGGGCAUCUAUCCAUCUGGAAGAAUAAUUCAAUCUGGAAGAAAUAUUUCGUACUGUUUCAGCUCCGUAAGUGCUUUGCAAAAACCCAUUUUUGUCUUUGUUGUAUUUAAUUUGCAACCCCAAUUUGAAUUAUUAGGUUUUGGAUUGAAUAAGGUCUGGGCAAAUUAGCAAAAUGACUAAUUGGGGUUUUAAGAAAACACUUCACAGGGAUCCAUUACUAGUGUUAACAAAUCAUUGAAGUUGAUUGUUGUUGUAACUUGUUUAUAGUAGUCCACAUUGGCGAGGUUAAAUUUUCAAUCUGGAAUGUUAUAUUGGGAAAUUUGAUGAAACCCAAUAUAGGAUUUUGUGUUCCGGACCGAGCUUUUACAGCUUCCCAGGGGAGGUGGUGACUGGCGAGGAAUUGUCUUAUAGUAGGACAAUGUAGAGGAAGGUUUCAGUUUAAGAAAUUGUGGAAUUACUGGGGAAACUACGAAGAAUCGGGUAACACUGGAAUUGCUGGUGAAAUUUAAUUGCUCUUACAGCUUCCCACUAGAGGCGGUGAUUGGCGAGGAAUCGUUUGUCUUAUGGUAGGAGAAUGCAGGGGAAGGUUUCAGCUUAAGAAAGUGUAGAAUUAAUGGGGAAACCAUGAAGAAUCUGGUAAUACUGAAAUUACUGGCAAAAUUUAAGUGCUUUAUGAGACCGGAUAAGAGGAUUUAUUGUUUCGGAGCGAGCUCUUUUGGCUUUCCAGUGGAGGUGGUGGAGUUGUCUUAUGGAAGGAGAGUGCAGGGAAGGUUGCUGGCUUCGAAGUGAUGUUGAAGUAUCUACACAUUCAUGCUGGGGGAUAAGGUAAUGAGAUUUCAGUUUCUUGGGUUUGAUUUGCGGAGGGCACAAGUUUCGGAAUGACUAGUUAAGGUUCUUUGAUUCAUAAUCACAAAAAGAGAGCUAUGGAUGUUAUCUCAAGAGCAGUGAUGGUUGAAAGGAAAUUGAUCUUUGAGUUUUUAGCUCAAGCUCGAAAGUCAAAACUUUCCACUUCAGGCGACAACAGAAGUCAAGGAAACCUUACAAAGGAUUGCAUAAAAGGCCUAAAAUUGAAGAAUGACAAGAAAUAUUACUCAAUUCUAGCAUUUUCAUGCAAUGAUGGUUACAUGAAACCUAAUUUUCGAGUAACAAACCAAAAGAACUGCAGUACCAGGUCAGCUAUUGGUCAACCGAGAUACUACGUCUACAGCCCCGUUACGAAGCAUUUCAAGGUAUUGUAUAGACCUCAAGUGAAUGAACAUGGUUACCUUUGGAUUUGCAGUGCUAGCUUAGCUUUUGACCCUCUCCAAUCACCUCAUUACAAAGUUGUUUGCAUUUGGAGAAAUGAUAUGGUUAAUCAUCAUAUUGAAAUCUAUUCUUCCAGUACAGACUCUUGGUGGGUUUCUGGAUGUCCUGUGCCUGCACCUAAAAUUAUGUUCUACACUUCUGGUGUAUUUUGGAAUGGUUCAUUGCAUUGGAUAAGCUUGCGAAAUUCUUCCUUCUAUUUUGAUAUUGAUCAAGAUGUAAUAAAGGUAAUGCCAAUGCCACCUACCAAUCCUGGAAUUGAUAAAAUUAGGGUCGAGUAUUUUGGGGUCUGCCAAGGUCAUUUGAACCUUAUUCAGACGAGUGGUUCCAGCAUAACUAGAUUUGACAUCUUGGAGAUGGAGAGUGAUUACAGUGGGUGGAAUGUGAAGUAUCAUGUUAAUCUUGAAGCAUUAACAGCUUUAUACUCCGAAAGACCAGAGUUAUUGAAUCAUUCUAGAUUCUCAGUGUUACUUGUUCACGAAGAAGAAGAAUCAUCGUCAUUGGUGUUACAGAUACAAGAUAAGAUCAUUUCUUAUGAUAUCAGGAGCUGCAGGUUCAUCAAACUGCAUGAUUUAUCACAAAUUCAUGGAAAUGUCUCGAAAUUGUACCGAUAUUAUGAUGCCUAUCAAUAUAUUCCGACGCUCUCAAGCGUUUGAUUACUGUAUGCCUUUAUGUUGUGUGUGUAUAUCAAUGUACUUGUUUGAACCAAGAAGUUUGUGUACUAUUAAUGCAAUGGCUUGUGUUUUGUUCU
Messenger RNA from Papaver somniferum (opium poppy), 2125 nucleotides. RefSeq names its product F-box protein At5g07610-like. The coding region runs from base 996 to 2030 and encodes 344 amino acids. The transcript has 4 exons. The record is from RefSeq and is a predicted model, not a curated record. Lineage: Eukaryota; Viridiplantae; Streptophyta; Magnoliopsida; Ranunculales; Papaveraceae.